AUGAGUAGAAAACGUCGACAGGUCGUAGAAGAGAUAGAAGAUGUGUCAGUUGAACCGGCAGCUAAAAGGGCGGCGAAAAAUGAAAUGAAUAUGGAAGAUUACGACAAAUUCCUGAUAGAAAAGAAAGCCGGUCGCUUCAAACGCACUGGCAAAUGGGGUGGAAUGUAUAAAAGCGUCGCGCAUGAAUGUUGUGACGCGGAAUGUGAACGUAAAUGGGCACCGAAACCUGUACAGUGUUUAACAGACGAUUACUAUUGUCCAUCGUGUGUACUUCAUCAUCGAAAUAACAUGAAUCGUUUUGGCGAAGAAAGAUUAAAGUGGACAGCGAAUGUUCCGAAUACAUUCUACGUGUUUUCCAUCAUCGAUCCGGGAACAAACGCGAAGGGUCAAAAAAAUCAAUCUCUGAUUAAAUUUGGUCGAACGCAGAACGAAGAUGCUGUGAAACGAUAUCCAACAGCAGAAUUGAAAAACUAUCAAAUGAAAUUGUUGUUGAGUUUACGGGGGAAAUUAAUUACAAUGACGAGAAUUGAAAAUUGGUGGAAAGAACAAGCGGAAAAGAAUAAAUGGUUUAUGAGAUUUAGUAAUAAUGCUUUUCAUGGACAGACAGAAUGUGUUCAAGUCGAUGACAACACUCUAGCAGAGCUAAUAGCCAAGUCAAAAGAAAUGGCGAAUGUUCAAGAAGAAACGGAUUGA
This is a messenger RNA of Adineta ricciae, 693 nucleotides long. Lineage: Eukaryota; Metazoa; Rotifera; Eurotatoria; Adinetida; Adinetidae. The record is from the annotation of a GenBank genome assembly.